AGAUUCCUCUUCCGGGGCGCGCGGCGGCAGCGCAGCCCGCAAGGUGACACGGUACCACCAUGGGCAUCCACUUCGGGAACCUGGCCCGGGUGCGCCACAUCAUCACCUACAGCCUGUCGCCUUUCGAGCAGCGAGCGAUGCCCAACGUCUUCUCGGACGGGCUGCCCAACGUGUGGCGGCGGUUCAGCUCGCAGGUCUUCAAGGUUGCACCCCCCUUCGUGGGCGCCUACCUCCUCUACUCCUGGGGCACACAAGAGUUUGAGAGGCUGAAGAGGAAGAACCCUGCUGACUAUGAGAACGACCAGUGACUGCAUCUCUAAGACGUUACCACUCUGUAGCACCAACGGCUUGUUGCUGUGCUUGUUCAUGUAACCAGAGGGACGGGGAGAUAAUAUAUCAUAAUGCCUAAUAAACUUUAACUUUGUCCCAUGUCUUUAUAUGAA
This is a messenger RNA of Phasianus colchicus (ring-necked pheasant), 443 nucleotides long. RefSeq names its product ubiquinol-cytochrome c reductase complex III subunit VII (gene UQCRQ). Gene Ontology annotation, biological process: mitochondrial electron transport, ubiquinol to cytochrome c. Lineage: Eukaryota; Metazoa; Chordata; Aves; Galliformes; Phasianidae. The record is from RefSeq and is a predicted model, not a curated record. Gene Ontology annotation, cellular component: respiratory chain complex III.